Molecule: messenger RNA, 1230 nt
Organism: Trichobilharzia regenti
Lineage: Eukaryota; Metazoa; Platyhelminthes; Trematoda; Strigeidida; Schistosomatidae
Source: the annotation of a GenBank genome assembly
AUGACAGGUUCUGACGAACAAAUGCGGGAGGCUGCCGAAAUGGACCGUCAGCACUUUAUCAAAACAUUGGCAGCCUUUAAAUUUUUCGGAGCCCACCUCCUCAAGAGAGUAGAACGUUCAAGAGCUUAUCACAAGUCAUUGUCUCUUUCCCAUCAUAAACUUAUACAAGAAUUCGAUGAUAAUCUCAAGAAAGUCGAAGAGUGUAUUAAGCAUAAUAACUAUUUGAUUGCUGUUAUUAUCCAACAUUCCGCACCGGAUAUUUUCAAUGGGGAACAUGUAGGCCUCGAAUUGAAUGCAGUGGGGACACCGGUUGCUCGUGCAAAUGGAAAGCUAGAUCAAAGCGCUUGUGCUGGGAGUAAAUUCGGUCCAUUCGCAUUUACCAACACUGACAUGGAUAAAGUCAGGUCAGCUUUAAAACAAUUUGUGAGAGACUGGUCAGCUGAAGGAAAAUCAGAACGUGAUACUUGCUAUCAAGUCGUAUUGAAUGAUGUUCUUGAGCUGUUCGAUCCGAAAAAGGUAAAUCCAGCAAAUGUGAAUAUCCUAGUACCUGGCGCUGGUCUUGGUCGAUUGGCUUGGGAACUUGCUCAUCUUGGAUACACAUGUCAGGGAAAUGAGUGGAGUCUAUUUAUGCUAAUUCCAGCAUAUUUUAUCCUAAACACAUGUAAAAAAGUCAAUGAAUAUAAAUUAUAUCCAUGGGUUUCUCAAUUCUGUAAUAAUAUGACUCGUGAAGAUCAACUGUCUGCCGUCCACUUCCCUGAUGUUUGUCCAGCUGAUUUACCACCCAAUGUACAAUUCUCUAUGGCAGCAGGUGAUUUCAUUGAGAUUUACACUGAACCAGAUGCAUGGGAUUGUAUAGCUACUGUCUUCUUCAUUGAUACAGCGCAUAAUAUUCUCGACUAUUUGAAUACAAUAUGGCGUAUACUUAAACCUGGUGGUUAUUGGAUCAAUUUUGGUCCAUUAUUAUACCAUUUCUCUGAUAUACCCGGUGAAGAAUCGUUAGAGCUAAGUUAUGCUGAACUUCGGCUGGCUAUUGAACGAUUAGGCUUUGAAGUUAUCCGAGAGAAAACCGGUAUCCAAUGCAGUUAUACUCAGAAUCCAGCUUCAAUGCUUUCCUACAAUUAUAGUUGUGUUUAUGGGAUCUUUCGAAAGCCAUCAACAGCAACAACAACACCGCCGCCACCACCACCAACAACAACGACUUCAACACCAAAACCUUUGCCCUCUUCAUGA